Molecule: messenger RNA, 3311 nt
Organism: Leptosomus discolor (cuckoo roller)
Lineage: Eukaryota; Metazoa; Chordata; Aves; Leptosomiformes; Leptosomidae
Source: RefSeq, a predicted model, not a curated record
CUGAAGGAAUAUCAGCAGAAGAAUAGCCCUGGAGCAACUGCAGGAACGAAGAAAAAACGCAAAACCAGAGAAGGCAGUAGACCCGAGACUCCCACCAACGAUGACCAGCAGCCUCCAGAGAACAUUCAGAACAUUCUGAAGGUGCUGGUGUCAGACCUUAACCGCUCCAAUGGGGUAGCCAUACCCUCAUUGGACAAGAGGAAGGCGUACUUUGACAGUGAUGUUGCCACUCGUAAUGCUGAACAGCUUGCUACCGAUGUCCCUGUGCUAUCUAACAGCAACAGCCUACCUAGCUGUGGUUCUGUUCUGCCUGCUCCUGGGAGCAUGCAGCUGACACAGAUUCAUGAAGCCGAGGAUCAUAAAAAUGCUUUGGAUGAGAACAGGUCUUUCUCGUCAACAGAAAGUCUCCGCCAGUUGUCUGAACAACUCAAUGGCCUGGUUUCUCAGUCUACGUCGUAUGUGAAUGGGGAAAGUGCUGUUUCUUCCACAAAUAUUAAGGAAAUGGAAACACGUUACCAGGAGCUGGCAGUAGCCCUGGAUUCCAGCAAUUUAACUAACAAACAGCUCGUUACAAAGAUAGAGGAAUUGAAACAGCAGAACCAAGAAGCAGUGAAUCAGCUGGAGAAGGAAAAGAAGGAGUUUGAACAGAAGUUUUCUAAAGAGCAAGCAGCACUGAGAGAACAGCUGCAGGUUCAUAUCCAGACUAUUGGAAUUCUGGUUUCUGAGAAGUCCGAGUUGCAGACAGCCCUUGGACACACUCAGCAAGCUGCGCGGCAGAAAUCAGGAGAAGCUGAAAACCUUGCUGCUCGUUUACAUUCAUCUCGCCAGAGGGUAUCGGAGCUAGAACGUACUUUGUCCUCCAUCUCUAUGCAGCAAAAACAGUCAGAGAAGCAUAAUAAAGAGUUAGUGAAGGAGCGAGACAACCUGAAACUGGAACUGUACAAACGAAGCAAAAGUAGUGAGGAAAUAAAACAGCAGAAUUCGGAGCUGUCAGAGAAAGUUCACUCCCUGGUUUCCAAGAACUCAGCUAUGAAGUUGGAUAUAGAGGAUUUGCAUAAGAAACUGGAAAUGGCUGAACUGAUGAUUCAACAGUUCUCAAAUCAGGCAGGGAGUCUGGAUGCAAACCAGCAGUUGCAGAUGGCACUGGAGGAGAAGGCGAGCCUGGAAACCCAGGUUGCUCAGCUCUCAGAGUCACUUCACCAGCUCCAGGCAGAAAGAGAUCAGUAUGUAGAAAAACUGAAGGAGGAGCAGAGCAUUUGGCAGCAGCGGGUACAGCAGCUGUCUGAGCAGAUCCACACAAUGGCAGAGGAGAAGGAGAAGCAUAUGGCCCAAAUUGGGGAGCUGGAAGCCAAUGUUACAGAGCUGUUGAGCAAAUCAGCAGUUAAGCCCAUGGAUAUUGAGCCUUCCUUACCAGCAGGGCCCACAGCAGCUGAGCUGAGCCUGCAGGAGGAGAUCCAGCGGCUGCAGCAAGAGAAGGAGGAACUGCACGGGCAGUACCAGGCCCAGGUCCGGGACAACGAGCAGCUGAGCCACCUCAACCGGGAGCAGGAGGAGCGGCUGCUGGAGCUAGAGAAGGCUGUGCAGCGCUACAACGAGGAGUCUGUGGACAGACAGCAGAUCCUGGAGGACAUGCAGAGUGACAAGGCUACGAUCAGUAGGGCGCUGAGCCAAAACCGGGAGCUGAAGGAGCAGCUGGCUGAGCUGCAGAAUGGGUUUGUCAAACUGACAAACGAAAACAUGGAGGUUACAAGUGCCCUCCAGUCAGAACAACAUGUAAAGAAGGAGCUGGCCAAGAAGCUUGGGCAGCUGCAGGAGAACCUGGGGGAGCUCAAAGAGGCGCUGGAACUGAAAACACAGGAGGCUCGGGGUCUGCAGGAGCAGCGGGACCAGUACUACAGCCACUUGCAGCAGUACAGCGUGGCGUACCAGCAGCUGUGUGCCGAGAAGGAGGAACUGCACAAACAGUACUUGCUUCAGACGCAGCUUAUGGAUCGGCUACAGCAUGAGGAGGUUCAGGGGAAGGUGACGGUGGAAAUGCACCUGAAAGAGCUGCAGCAGACCAAGGAAAGUCUGGAAGCUGUAGCUAAGGAAAACAAAGAGCUGCAGGCCCAGAUCAGCCAAUUAGCAGCAGACCUGGAUGGCAGGAUUUUGCACCGACUAGAGGGAGAUGGAGUUGAAAGUGAAGUGAUGACCGAAGAAACCCAGAAAUCUUCAUUUGUGAUCCCAGAGAAGUUUGAAAGCCAUGAAGAAAUGGUCGCUUUUGUGACAUCUGCCAUGUCCCAAGUGGAGAAGGAGCGAGAAGACAUGAGGCAGCAGCUGGCUGCUCAGAAACAGCAGUGCAGGAGCCUCUUGCAGCAAAUAGCAGCUCUUAGGCAGGAGCAGCAACAUAACGUCACGUUGGGUGGAGGUUCCGCUAUGGAUACUGUUCCAGUGGAGGUUCACGAGGCUUUGAAAACUGCCAUGGAGAAACUACAGUCCCGUUUCACAGACCUGAUGCAUGAGAAAGCUGAUCUGAAGGAACGGCUGGAAGAGUUAGAACAUCGCUGCAUACAGCUGUCUGGGGAAACGGACACCAUCGGGGAGUAUAUUGCAUUAUACCAGAGUCAAAGGGCUAUCCUCAAACAGCGGCACCAGGAGAAGGAGGAGUACAUCAGCAGACUGGCUCAGGAUAAGGAAGAGAUGAAGGUGAAACUCCUGGAACUGCAGGAUUUAGUGAUGCGUCUGGUCAGGGAAAGAAAUGAAUGGUACAGCAAGUACGUAGCAGCUGCUCAGAACCCGGAGGUGUUGGCAAGCCAGAAUGAAAGUGUGUUGCCAGGGGAGAGGCGCCUUGAGCUGAACGCUACUGACGGAGAAGGGUUACGAGAAGUGAAUUUAGCAGAUGAAGCGGAACAAGAGGCUGCUGCUGUUCACCAAUCCGGUUUCUCCCCUAUUGACAGUAAAGCUGCUCAGCCAAGCCAAGAGGACCCCACAGCAAAGCAAAUAAUGCAGCUUCUCAGAGAAAUCCAGAACCCUCAGGAGAGGCUGGGCUCCCUGCUGGAAAACCCCUGCAUUCCCUUCUUCUACCGAGCCGAUGAGAACGAUGAGGUCAAAAUCAUGGUAGUUUAAGAGGCGGUGAAUCUUAUUUACAGCAAUUUUUUAUGAGCCUGAAAGGACUUAACUGAUUUGUACGUGCUCAUACCUCUGCUCAGUGCCCUUGGUCAGAACAGAUUCUUAAAGACAUCGGGGAAGAGGGAUUGCAUCACACAACUCAAGUAUCAGACCUCAUCUUCCCUUUCUCUUCCUUCUGUUACUUGGUGUGCUUGGAGUACAGG